Messenger RNA from Suillus bovinus, 1170 nucleotides. RefSeq lists its product as uncharacterized. Bases 86 to 979 code for a protein of 297 amino acids. Lineage: Eukaryota; Fungi; Basidiomycota; Agaricomycetes; Boletales; Suillaceae. The record is from RefSeq and is a predicted model, not a curated record. The transcript is spliced from 5 exons.
CAGGGGUCAGAUAAUCUCGAAGUCCCUGCAAACGAUAAAUACCUGCUCUGAGUGCAAUCAAGAGUAUAUUCUCAACCACUCCGAGAUGCCCAAAGUUGUUGGAACCAGACUCAUGGUCAAAGAAAGGGGAGGAAAAGCUCAAGUGGCUUUCCGCAAAGCACUGGGUAUACGGGGGGAUCAAGACGUCCAGUUUCAAGAGAUCAAGCACCGCAUACGAACCCUCGCGCUGAAACACUUUGAGAUCGGUCGAAAACCUCGGGAACAGGAUAAGAUCAUCAAAGAGCGAUUCCUAGCCGAUGUUCAACAAGCUUUUCCUAUUUUUGAAGACGACGAGCGUGCAAGUGCGCAUUUAUUCAAAUACAUCAAUCAAUUUCUUCACUCCAAAGCGGUGCCGAGAUCGCGUUUUUAUCAAAUGGUCCACAACAAUGACAUUGCAGAUGGAGAUUUGCUAGGGGACGAUGACAAGUCUGACGACGUCGAAGGUGACCGCAAUAUGCCAGUGAAUUCUGAGCCACCAACGGGUCCUCCGACUCUCCACAGUGAAAGAUCCCAGAUGACCGAGUUCGAGUUGGACGAAGAAACUUCUCGCUCAGCCAUCUCCGCCAAUCCGGGUAUGCAAGAUCCGGUAGUAACUGGCAUGCCGGUAGAAUGCAGCACCCUGCGCAAGGACAGCAAUCAGCCAAGGCGUGCGUCAUCUGCGAGUACAGUAUUGGCGUCAGAUGACUCCUGCCAUACAACGCCUAUUAGGAACUUCCUCGGUCGUGCAGCGCUUGGCCAUUUACACGCAGAACUUAUGACACUGGGCAUCAAGAAUGAGUCGCGUCUUCUUCAUGUAGCAACAUGGCCAGAGGAGGACGUCAAUAUCCUUUUGUGUGAUUCUGUGCGAGAACGCAGAAUCGACAAGUUUGAGGCGCAGCAACUUGUCAUUGCUUUGCGUUCUCUCCGUCGGCAGUCUAUGCGGGUUGAUGCAGAUGACUGACUCGGAUGAAUUCGAUAUACCUCAACAUACAUAUGGAGCCAGUCACAUGACUUUCCCGCAAUGCACAAGUCUUCUUUAGAUAAGAGUUUAGCAGACCCCCACUGGUGCUCCAUUUGCCUGAUAUUUCUGCCACAACUUACAAUAAUUCCUUGAUAUCUUGUGCAUGCUUUCUUGUCGCAUCGCUUGUUAUU